UUGACCUUCCAUCCGCCCCCUUCUGCAGCCAUCGUUCUGCAUCUUUUCUCCCCUUUCCCCCAUCUCCUUUCCCUUCCUUUCAUCGAUUGUGGAUCGAGUUUCUAUAUACCAAUUCAUCCAUAUUUAUUCUGUUUGAUUUAUCAUGUUAGGUGCUUUUCGCCGGGCUGGUGUGUCCCACGCGCUGCGAGCUUCUCGAGCUCUCGCCGUGAAGACGACUUCGCAGCGCGCUGCUCAAUGGAUCAUUCCUUCUGCUACCCCCAUCACGCAAACUCUCAGAUCAUCAUUCCACACGUCUCCCGUUCGCUUCUCGAUUUCCGCCGCCCAGGAGGCCGAGAAUGCUGUCCCUACGACCGGGUCCCAGGAGCUGGUCAACUUCAGCCAGUUGCAGGGCAAAAUCGAUCCCCAGUUUGUCGACAACAUCACGAGAAGAAUGAAGAUCACAACCAUGACCGAUGUGCAAAGCAAGACCAUCGCUUACACGCUAGAUGGUUCUGACUGUCUUGGUCAAGCAAAGACUGGAACAGGUAAAACGCUCGCUUUCUUGGUUCCUGUUGUCCAAAAGGUGAUCGCCGGUCUGCCAACGUCGCGGUUCGCGAAGCAACAGAUGAGGGCGGGGGACAUUCGCGCCAUCAUCAUCUCACCCACCCGAGAGCUGGCUGAGCAAAUCGCCAACGAGGCUCAGCGCCUGGUGGCUGGAACCGGUGUGCAGGUGCAGACUGCCGUGGGUGGAACACAGAAGGCCAUGCACCUGAGAAAGUGCCAGAACGAGGGUUGCCACAUCCUGGUCGGUACUCCCGGCCGUCUGUAUGACGUUCUGUCCAGCCCGUACUCUGGCAUCCGUGCCCCGAAUCUCUCUUCUUUCGUUCUGGAUGAGUGCGAUCGUUUGUUGGACGACGGUUUCUCUCAGGACAUUCAGCAAAUUGCGGAGUUGCUGCCUGACCCCACCAAGGUCGAUCGCCAGACUCUGAUGUUCUCCGCCACCAUGAACCGUGAUGUACUCCGCUUGGUGAACACCAUGAUGAAGCCUGGAUUCAAGAAUGUUAAGACCAUCGACGAGAAUGAAGCCCCGACUCACAUGUCUGUUCCCCAGAGAACCGUUAUCAUGAACGGUUAUGAGAAUGGGUUCGCCAGCAUUCUCGAGAUGGUGAAGAACUAUCGGACGAACUACCUGGCGAGACGCACUGAGGAUCCGGAGCUCCGUCCUUUCAAGGCUAUCAUCUACCUGAACACCACCAAGUUGACCAACUUGGCUUUCCAGAUUUUCGACAGGCUGCUCAAUGUUCCCGGAGACUUCCGCAGUGGCCAUCCUUUCGGCAACAUGCCGUUGUACGAGAUCCAUUCCAAGUUGUCUCAGGCUGCCAGAACCCGGACUUCCCAGCAGUUUCGUGCUGCCAGGGAGGGUAUUCUUUUCUCUUCCGAUGUCACGGCCCGUGGUAUGGAUUACCCCGACGUGACUCAUGUCAUUCAACUCGGCUGCCCUCGAGACCGUGAGACCUAUAUCCAUCGCUUGGGACGGACAGCCCGUGCUCACAAGAAGGGUGAAGGAUGGCUCUACCUGCACAAGGACGAGAAGGUUUACGCACAGGCUAAGUUGGCUGGUCUCCCGCUCAAGAUCGACAGAUCUCUCGAAACGGCCACCAAGGAUAUGGUUAACGAGGAAACCAAUGAACACAUUGAGCAGAUCAAGAAUGCCGCUCAAGACAUCCACCCCGACGAGAGGACGGAGGCAGUUACCACCUUUGGAAACCACGCGGAAGGUGUUUUGGGUCGGUACGCUAUGGAGGGUAUGAAGAACUUUGCCAUUCACGGCCUGGGUCUCAAGGAAGCCCCUUACUUCCGUGGUGGUAUGCAGAGAUCACAUGGCCGCUCGGGCAACAGGAUGUUGGGCGGUGGCGGCGGCUCUCGCGGUGGUUAUGGUUCUCGAGACAAAUACGGCUCUCGCGGUGGUUUUGGCCAGCGCGGCUCUCGCGACAACUACGGCUCUCGCGACAACUACGGCUCUCGCGAUAACUACGGCUCUCGCGAUAACAACCGCUCCCGCGGUAACUACGGUUCUCGCGACAACAACGGCUCUCGCGACAACUAUGGCUCUCGCAGCCGUGGAGGUGUUAGUGAUGCUAUGUUCGGCAUUUAGACGCAUCAUAGCAUCUUCCUGCCUCACGGAUUCUCGGUCACGUCGUCUUUCUGCCAUUGGUUCAGGUGUACUUUUUUCUUUCAUGGGGAGCCUAAAAUGCUUUACUUGUUGACAUGUAACUCUACUCUAGAUACCAGAUGACAUAAUUCAUUCUUGUACAAUACAGCUGUUUACAACUCGAUUUCCAUUCUCUCGUACAC
Molecule: messenger RNA, 2334 nt
Organism: Aspergillus japonicus CBS 114.51
Lineage: Eukaryota; Fungi; Ascomycota; Eurotiomycetes; Eurotiales; Aspergillaceae
Product: DEAD/DEAH box helicase
Exons: 2
Coding region: 143-2134 (663 amino acids)
Cellular component (GO): mitochondrion
Molecular function (GO): nucleic acid binding; ATP binding
Source: RefSeq, a predicted model, not a curated record